GUUACCUUUUGAAGUACUAUGCCUCGGGAAAAUAGGAAAAGAGGCAAGAAACAUAAAAAACCUGCCCAGGACGCAGAAUUUGGCGAGCAAGAGCACACUGAACGCAAAUUCGAACCAGAACCUGAGGCCGGACCUUCAUGGAUUGUUGCAAAUCCCCAACAGGACCAGGUCGACUCGGAGGCACCCUUUGGCUAUCUUGACGCCGACGUCAAGGCAUAUUUCCGCACAGUAGACGUGCAAAUACGACAGUGGCAGGAUGGGCAGGUAGAGGUAGAUGAAGAUGAAAAACACACUUUCUUUCUUGCUGCCCUUACCGAGAUGACUGGGAAGGAAAAACAGCUUGCAACCGACCCAGACUGCUCUGUGAUAUUAGAGCGAAUGUUACAUUCGAUGGACGACUUUUCCAGAAGAGUGUUCACCGAUAGCUUAGCUGGCUCGUAUGAAAUACUUGCUCGCCAUCGGUUCGCAUCGCAUGUCUGUCAGACACUUCUCGAAGUGGCUGAAGAAACAGUUUCAAGAGAGACCAAAGGCAUCCUACCCGAAAUACCACAAACUAGCUCAAAAACAGGACAUCUUCCCAAAAUAACCGAACUUGUACUGGACACCUGCGACGAACUUCUUCCGGUUCUGCCGCAGCUUCUUCACGACUCUUUUGGCUCACAUAUUGUCCGCGCCCUCGCCCUUCUGCUUUCCCCUGCAUCAAACAUCCACUCUCAGACAUCCAAACGCAGCAAAAGCUGGAAAGGCAAGCAGGGCGAGAUGCGCAGCCUGUUUUCAUCAGAAAAGUCGAAGGAAGACAUGGCUAGACCAUCGAGCUUCAAAAAGGCAGCGAAAAAAAUCGUUCGAGCUUUCAGAGAUGGAAUGAGCGAUAAUGAGGUGCGCGCAUGCGCAGGGAGUAAAGUUGCAUGUCCCGGUCUUGAUGUUCUCAUCGAAGUUGAAGCCAAGCAUGGCCUGUCAAACGAACGUAGCAGCCUGAUGGACCGCGUAUUGGUCGGUAUGGUCGGUCAGACAUCGGAUUCUUCAACCCCACUGCUUACCACCGAGUCAGACUACAUUCACACUCUACUUCGUGACGCAACUUCAUCCCAUUUACUCGAAACCGUCGUCACACAAGCUCCACAGCCAGUGUUUGACAUUCUCUGGAAUACAUAUCUGUGCCCGAACAAUGGCAUCGAACGGCUCGCGACACAUGCGGUCUCCAAUUACGUACUUGCUCGAGCCGUUAGUAGGGCAAAUACGGAGCAGCUUGGUGUUUUGGGGACGAAGUGGUGGGGAAGAGCUGUGGAGAUGGGCAGACUAGGUGUCGUGAAAGCCAUUGUAGAGCGGACGGCGGAAGUCGGUGAAGGCGGAGAAGAUAUCUGGCAAGCACUGCAGAAUGCAUUUGGAUUCGAGGACCAGCGGGAUCCUGAAAGCUUGAUCAAGUCUGUGAUAAGUCUGAAGACUUUUGAGGAUUACAAGUCAGCAAACACACCUCCAGAGCCAAACGUCCAAGGGGCAUUGUUAUUGCAGUCCGUGUUGCGUCUCAAGGACCCACACAACGCCACCAUCAUAGAGAGCAUCCUAUCUCUUCCAGUAGCAUUCGUUAUAACACUUGCUCAGCAUCCUGUCUCCUCGCGAGUCCUUGACGCGUUCCUUGACUCUCCCACAGUUCCUCACAAAGCGAAGCGGCAGUUUGUCCUGAUAUUCUUGGGACAUUUCCAUGAACUGGUGGACAACAGAAUCGGCAGCCGAGUAGGAGAGAGGUGUUGGUCAUGGGCCGAUACAUACAUGAAGGAAAAGAUUGCGCGGAGCGUAAUGGAACAUGAGAAGAGUCUUGCUGCAUCGUACUACGGCAAGUUUUUCGUUAAAGCGCUGAAUCUGUAUACGUUGAAGAGAAGGCCAGAAGAAUGGCGAGAUAUGAUUGGUAAGGCGAAGACGAAGGAGGUGAUUCAACCUGAGGUUAAGGAAGAGAAGGAGGCCGAGAGGCCGAAACGAAAACGCAAGCACGAGCAGGACAAAGAGGUAGAUGAGAUCGAGAUGGUGUUCAAGAAGGCGCGGAAGAAGGGGGCUUUGGAGAGGCCUGUUGAGGGAGAGGCCGUACCGAAGCAUGAAAAGCACACAGGGGUGCUAGAUGCUCGGGUCAUGGAGGCCAUUCGGUCAGCCCCUGGAGAGGGCAAGAAGAAGCGGAAGUGAUGGCGUCAGCAUCAAAAGCCAUAGGUACUUCUGGUCUAUCUCCAGCCAUGAAACGCAUCACAUCGAUGUCGUUCAGGCAUUUGGCUCGUCUUGUGCCAAUUAAUGCACGCUUUGCUGCUUUUCCUGCUUCGAUACUAGAUGCAUGAAUGCUGUGUGAGUAAGCUAUCCGACGUUAGGCCCUUUUUGUCUCAUGGGCGGUACGGCAGUGCCUUCCGUUCCAUCGAUGCAAUGAUCAUCUAUACAGAAGUCAACCAUUGUAGAUCCUGCUGUUCGACGUUUGGGCAUUCAGAAGGAAGUCUUUGUAAUUUCUUGCAUCGCCCAUUAGUAGAAGUCACGGUGGACGCCAUCUAUUUUUCUGGUACCAAAGAUUGUAGCGGACACUGGCAGUGCAUUCAGACUAACAUGUGUGC
Guyanagaster necrorhizus is the source of this 2582-nucleotide messenger RNA. RefSeq names its product ARM repeat-containing protein. Gene Ontology annotation, molecular function: RNA binding. The record is from RefSeq and is a predicted model, not a curated record. Lineage: Eukaryota; Fungi; Basidiomycota; Agaricomycetes; Agaricales; Physalacriaceae. Gene Ontology annotation, cellular component: preribosome, small subunit precursor; 90S preribosome; nucleolus. Gene Ontology annotation, biological process: endonucleolytic cleavage to generate mature 5'-end of SSU-rRNA from (SSU-rRNA, 5.8S rRNA, LSU-rRNA); endonucleolytic cleavage in ITS1 to separate SSU-rRNA from 5.8S rRNA and LSU-rRNA from tricistronic rRNA transcript (SSU-rRNA, 5.8S rRNA, LSU-rRNA); ribosomal small subunit export from nucleus. The transcript has 10 exons. Bases 19 to 2172 code for a protein of 717 amino acids.